AUGCCUAUUGCACUCUCCCAACCGAGGAAUGCGCAUGACACCGUGGCAACGCGGCCGGUGAGGUGUCUGCGGCGAGCGACCAUCGCGCUUCUGUUCCUCUGCUGCACGGUUGCGUGCGGUGCACGUGUGGCGGCCGCACCAACUGCAAACGAUGUCGACCCGCGUGAAGAGUACCGCUGCCGUGCAUGCGUCGCGAUCGCCACCGUAUUCCAUGCGGAGUUCCUGCAGCCGGCCGCGCUGACGCAGGAGCAGAGCAGCGCCGGUUCCCGAACUAGCAGCGAUGCGGUACGUGCCGGGGUGCGGCAGCGGCUUGUGGUGGACGUGCACGACGCUGUCGACGGCCUUUGCAGGCGUGUGCGGGAGCUCCACGGGGCGGAGAACGCGCUGCAGCAGCAACGCCGCUCGGGGGGCGGCGGCGACACGAGUCCGCAGCGUCUGCGGCUGAACGCUGACGACGUAGCGGGAUCGCGACGGUCCGUGCGGGAUCGCAUCAACGCGGUGUGCGACGACGUGCUGGAGGACGUCAAUGAGCCGCUUGCGCAAGAGGCGUUCGUGAAACUGAUGCCCGAGCGUGUGAAGAGGAGCAGCAGGGACGAUGCGGCGGUGGGUAGUGAGAGCGAGUACCGCCUUGGCGAGGUGGGUGCGUUCUGCGAGCGGCAGAAGCUGUGCGAGCCGUACAUCGCGUAUCACAUAACGCAAGAGGCGGCGGUAGCGCGGCGGCUGCAGCAACGCAUGGCUGAGCAGCAGCAGCAACAGCGUGAGAAGUAUGGGGCCUUGUUAUACACCAUGGAGCGGUUGCAGGCGGUCCUCCUCUUGGCUUCAGCUGAGCACUCCGCUCUCCUGGUGGGGUGCGCAGUGCUCCUCACAACAGUCAUGGGUCUCCUGCUGUUCGCGUGGCGGCGAGGAGGCGUGGCGGCGGCGGCUCCUCGCAAAGUACAUUCCAAGAGGGAUUGA
Molecule: messenger RNA, 954 nt
Organism: Trypanosoma grayi
Lineage: Eukaryota; Euglenozoa; Kinetoplastea; Trypanosomatida; Trypanosomatidae
Exons: 1
Coding region: 1-954 (317 amino acids)
Source: RefSeq, a predicted model, not a curated record